AUGACUAAGAAAGGCAAUACACCGUCAAAGAACCGCAAGGCCGAACGCAAGAAGAUGGAGAGAGAAGCUGCUAAUGCUGCCGCAGCCACUGCUGCCGCAGAAACGACCGCCGCUACUGCCGAAGCGUUUAACCGCACCGUAGCCGAAGCACUUGUCUGGGGCAAUAACAGUCCUGACAACGCUUCGGAUAAGGAUGCAACUACUCCAAUUAAGGAGACUACCCCUGCAGAAAGAGCCCGAGGGCCAACUAUUGCCUCAACCUCGAAGCUCGCUUUUUCGAAGCCAAGAAGUGAGAAAAGGGACACGUUUCAAGACGCCCCAGCUAAUUCUUCUGAUGAAACUCAGAAGGAAAAGUCCUCAAUUACAGGGGACAAAGACGAAUCUCAGAAGGUACCUACACCGGAACCAGAAGAGGAGGCAAGCUCAAGUGGCAAACCCGAAUCUACGUCCGAGACCACUGAGCCAACGCGCAUAAGUAAGUUAACGACUAAAAACACUGAUCUUAAGAAUCAGUUAGCCGCUCUUAUGAAAGGCAUGUCUGUUGAACAUGUAGAUCGAAUGUAUGGAUCAGGAAAGCACGCACAGCGCUUACGCGAGCAUGUUUCUACGGGCACUACUAAAGCCCUACAGACGUGGACAAAACGUCAGCAGUCAAUGUCGCCCGAAAAGCGAAUGGACCUGAGCGCCAAACUUGUAGCAGCUGACCCAGAUGGGCUCAGCAUGUCUAUACUCUACGAGGACCUGCCACCAGAAGUCCAGGCUAAUUAUUCGCCUGUUCUUUCGCCAGGUCAUGAGUCGUCUGUCCUUGAGGGUAUUAUAGACCCAGAGGCAGAUAAGACUGGAUAUGUCGUCCAUACGGAGAUACCACCGGAAAUUAUAAGGCCAACGCCUAUCCCAGGAACAGAGCACCGAAGGGCCUCGACCAUGGAUUUUACCCGGGGUAAUAAACACCCUCGUAGACGUGUUAACGACGUCGAAUUUAACCGUUUCGAUCGCACCGCCUUGGACCGACCCGCAGAGGAUUUCUAA
Messenger RNA from Sphaeroforma arctica JP610, 1029 nucleotides. RefSeq lists its product as hypothetical. Lineage: Eukaryota; Ichthyosporea; Ichthyophonida. Bases 1 to 1029 code for a protein of 342 amino acids. The record is from RefSeq and is a predicted model, not a curated record. The transcript is spliced from 2 exons.